Messenger RNA from Pleurotus ostreatus (oyster mushroom), 624 nucleotides. Its product is annotated as Ras GTPase ras2. Gene Ontology annotation, cellular component: plasma membrane. The record is from RefSeq and is a predicted model, not a curated record. Gene Ontology annotation, molecular function: GTP binding; GDP binding; GTPase activity. Bases 1 to 624 code for a protein of 207 amino acids. Lineage: Eukaryota; Fungi; Basidiomycota; Agaricomycetes; Agaricales; Pleurotaceae. Gene Ontology annotation, biological process: signal transduction. The transcript is spliced from 4 exons.
AUGUACUCCAACGCCCCCGCCCCCACUCGAGUGUUCCUGAAAUGUUACAAGUUUGCUAUGCUGGGUGUCUAUGGUGUUGGAAAGACAUCGUUGGCCACACAAAACUACGCUCAGAACAUAGAAGACAGCUUCAGAAAGCAAAUACUAGUGGACGAGAUAUUAUGCUUAGUAGAAACGCUGGAUUGCGAAGACGGCGAAGAGUAUCUGGGCCUCAGAGACGCCUACAUACGCAACAGCCAUGGCUUCGUUUUCGUAUAUUCAAUAACAUCCAGGGCAUCCUUCGAGAAGAUCGAGCACUUCUACAACUCUGUUCUACGGCUAAAAGGGGAGCAUCCUGUGGGUAUAAUCGUCGGCAACAAGCGGGACAAAUCGAAUCAGCGCGUAGUGGGGAUAGAAGAAGGCGCGGAGCUCGCUGCGCGACUAGGUUGCGAGUUUGUGGAGACAUCCGCGAAGACGGCCGAUAACGUCGACAAGCUCUUCCCCGACCUCGUUCGAGUCAUUCGUCAUCUCUCCGGACAUGAGUCUCCAGAAUCGUCUGAUCCCUCGCAGUCACAUCGAAGUGGAGAUAGGAGACCUGAUAGAAAUGUCAUUUCGGCCCUAUUUGGCCGACUACGGCGUCGAUAG